Messenger RNA from Conger conger (European conger), 789 nucleotides. RefSeq lists its product as uncharacterized. Bases 1 to 789 code for a protein of 262 amino acids. Lineage: Eukaryota; Metazoa; Chordata; Actinopteri; Anguilliformes; Congridae. The transcript has 6 exons. The record is from RefSeq and is a predicted model, not a curated record. Gene Ontology annotation, molecular function: flavin adenine dinucleotide binding; N,N-dimethylaniline monooxygenase activity; NADP binding.
AUGAGAACCCUCUGCUCUGGCGCCCCCUGCAGGAUGUCUGGGCAGCUGCGCGUGGCCGUGGUGGGGGCUGGGGCGGCGGGGCUCUGCGCUGCGCGUCACAUCCUGUCGCGCCAGAACAACUUCCUGCCCCCGGUGGUGUAUGAGCUGAGCGGCGGCGUGGGCGGGACCUGGGUUUACGAAGAGCGCGUGGGCUGCCAUGACAACGGCCUGCCCAUCCACAGCAGCAUGUACCGCAAUCUCAGGACCAACCUGCCCAAGGAGGUGAUGAUGUUCCCGGAUUUCCCCUUUGACCUCCAGCUGCCCUCCUUCCUGCCCCAUCAGGAAGUGAAGCGAUACCUGGAGAGAUACAGUCAGCACUACCGCAUCACCCCUUACAUCCGGUUUAAAACUGUGGUGGAGGAAGUGAAGCCGGUCGCCAUGGAGACGGGGGAGGGAAAGGUGACGUGGGAGGUGACAUCAUCAGGUGGGCAGGGUGGACCGAGGACUGAGACAUUCGACGCUGUGUUCGUCUGCAACGGGCAUUACUCUGACCCCUACCUGCCCGUUUUCCCGGCACACCUGUCUUUCAUGGGCACCCUGCUGCACAGCCACGCCUAUCGAGUCCCAGAGCCUUUCGCCGGCCAAUCAGUGGUGGUGCUAGGGGCAGGAGCGUCGGGAUUGGACAUCUCCAUUGAACUGGCGGGUGUCAAUGCCCAGGUGAUCCCGCCUCCCACCUCCACAUUCUGUCUGGACUGCAGCCCCUACACUGGCCUGAAAUGCAGGUCACGUCUUUCCCAAAGCAUUGUGUAG